AUGGAGUUUAUCGAUUCGGCGAUAGACAAAAUCGCUUCAUUGAACGUCCUGAAACGUAACCUUCAGUGUCCCGUGCAGAAGUUGGCUCUCCCUCGUGAUUACUUCUUUCAACAGAAUGAUGACCCGAAGCAAACUGACCUCAUAAUGCGCUCAAAAAAAGGGGUGAGGUUGCUUGUGGUUCAAACUGUGUUCUCGAAAUGGUAUGCUGAUUGUCCUGUUGUGAACGUUCUGGAUUCGGAUCAAGAGAGCUUGUUGCUGGUUCUUUACGCGGUUUUAUGUUUACCAGGUCUCUUCGGUAGAAGGAACCGUUCGCGCCCACCACAUAAGAGCGAUCGUUCAGCUUCUCAUGUACAACGGCUAGAGUCCAUAAUUUAUUGCUUUCGGGAUGAGCUUGGAUGUAAACUGGUGAACCCGUUUGCAAUACAGGAUCGAUUUGGAACAUUCGGUACGACACGAGGAGAGUAUUUUUCGAACGAAGCGGGCACUCCGCACCUAGUGCUGCGUGAGAACAAUCUACUUACUGGGCUGCUUCCAAUCUUGUUUGGAAUAUUCCGCCAAUGGAGCACUUGGAUUAGAAGAUUUCGGGCGCAGAUGAGAUACCGAAAGGAAGUCUUAGCCAGCGGUAGCGUCCGAAAGGGGUCCAAAACGACGUUAGUUUGCUGCUCGCCUCUUCCAACACUACGUGCCAGAAACCCUUACGUGCGUCAACUGUUGAGAAUACCUUAG
Molecule: messenger RNA, 726 nt
Organism: Toxorhynchites rutilus septentrionalis
Lineage: Eukaryota; Metazoa; Arthropoda; Insecta; Diptera; Culicidae
Exons: 5
Coding region: 1-726 (241 amino acids)
Source: RefSeq, a predicted model, not a curated record